Gongylonema pulchrum is the source of this 294-nucleotide messenger RNA. NCBI's taxonomy places the organism in Eukaryota, Metazoa, Nematoda, Chromadorea, Rhabditida, Gongylonematidae. The record is from the annotation of a GenBank genome assembly.
AUGGCCACAUUUUAUUUGGCCCAUUUUGUGACAUUUGUGAUAAUUCCCGAGAUGAAAGGUUUUUUUCACCGUCUUCCAGGAGCUCGUUUCAAGAGAUUCCGGAACGCUGAGGAUGCGAAGCAGUAUGCUGAAAAAGGUGAUCAGUUCAGCAACAGCAAGGAACCAGCAGCCGGAAGCCCAUCUCUUGCCGAACCAUCUGUAUCCUAUCCGGCAGUAUCACGCAUUAUGUUAAAUCGUCUCAAAAAAUCAAUUGAGAAAAAAGUUUGUUUCAAAAUCAGUAGCACUGUUAAAUAA